Aureobasidium pullulans EXF-150 is the source of this 1116-nucleotide messenger RNA. RefSeq lists its product as uncharacterized. The transcript has a single exon. The record is from RefSeq and is a predicted model, not a curated record. The coding region runs from base 1 to 720 and encodes 239 amino acids. Gene Ontology annotation, biological process: TRAMP-dependent tRNA surveillance pathway; poly(A)-dependent snoRNA 3'-end processing; nuclear polyadenylation-dependent rRNA catabolic process. Lineage: Eukaryota; Fungi; Ascomycota; Dothideomycetes; Dothideales; Saccotheciaceae. Gene Ontology annotation, cellular component: cytoplasmic exosome (RNase complex); nuclear exosome (RNase complex). Gene Ontology annotation, molecular function: RNA binding.
AUGUCUGUAAUCGUAUUGCCCGGCCAGGAGCUGACGGCUGAUCAGCUGCCUUCCCAAAACACCAGCCGCACGUUAACUCUGGGUCCUGGACUGCGACACAUCCCGCCUGUCACGAUUGUCGCAACUCAAGCCGGAGAACUAUGCACCGAUUCCAAGAAGAAUGCCAUCUGGAUUGAGAAUCUUGGAGGCCGCUACCUACCUCACACUGGCGAUCUCGUUGUCGCCACUGUCCAACGCUCAUCUGCUGACACAUACCACUGCACUUUGACGCCGCAUACGCCUUCCGUCUUGCUCGGCCAGCUCGCCUUUGAAGGUGCCACCAAGAAGACCAGACCCCAACUCACCCAGGGAGCUCUUGUUUAUGCUCGCGUUUCCAAAGCCGACAAGUGGAGCGACGUCGAGAUCGAAUGUGUCAACCCUUCUACUGGAAAGUCUGACGGUCUCGGUCCGCUCAAAGCCGGCAUGCUCUUCGAUGUUUCGCCUGCCUUUGCUCGCCGCUUGAUGAUGGGUGCUGGAAAGGGUGGUGUCGUUCUGCUGGAAGAGAUUGGCGAGAAGGUCAGAUUCGAAGUUGCUGUCGGAAGAAACGGAAAGGUCUGGGUGGACAGCUCGACCCUCGCCGAGACUGUCGCUAUCGGAAGAUGCUUGACAGAAACAGACGAGAAGAAUCUGGAUCUUCAGGCACAGAAGAAGCUUGUCAACAAGCUUGUGAAGACCGUUUGAGCUCCGAUCCAUGGAUCAAGGUUAUGAUCAACAAAUGCCUGCUGCUUCGGUAGCAGCCUCUUCGCGCCUGCUGGCCUCACACUACAUGCUCCGCGAACCAGGGCUCUUUUUCGGCCGACAUAUCGCGCCAGGUCUCCAAGGAUUCACGGCACGAAGCAGAUGAUACAGCCGUAGGAGGAGUUGGGCUCAGAAGAAGCUUCGCUGCCACGUCCAGCGAUACAGUACAUACAGCUUCCGAGAAGUCAUCACAGGCCCUCGCACUCACCAAGUCUCACGCAGCGCGGGUGAGAGAUGGUAUGCCGAUAGUCGAGCAUACACAUCUCAAGGUCAAAUUCAAAUCAAGCGCAGACUCUUGCAAUCGAAUAAGAAACCUUCCAUUUGCACAUGUUCACCACU